AUGGAAAAUAUCAAGAGUGAGUUUCAAUCAUUGCAAUCUAAAUUAGGAACCCUUCGCACCCCGCAAGAGUUUUUCAAUUUUAAAAAAGUUUCCAAACCCCAAAAUUUCGGGGAAGUCCAGUCUAGAGUUGCUUAUAAUGUAAAGUAUUUCUCCAGCAACUAUGGUUUGAUCAUCGGUUGUUUGAGCAUCUACACAUUGCUGACUAAUUUGCUGCUACUGUUUGUUAUUGUUUUAGUCAUAGCUGGUGUUGUUGGCAUAAACAAACUGAAGGGUGAAGAGCUGGUGACUCCAUUUGGAUCUUUCAAAAGCAGUCAAUUAUACACUGGAUUGAUUUGUAUAGCUGUCCCAAUAGGUUUCUUAGCAUCGCCAAUCUCAACUUUGCUAUGGUUGAUCGGUGCUUCUGCUGUCAGCGUUCUCGGACAUGCAUCAUUGAUGGAAAAGCCAAUUGAAACUGUAUUUGACGAAGAAACUGUUUGA
Messenger RNA from Saccharomyces mikatae IFO 1815, 477 nucleotides. It is a transcript of the gene YIP3, whose product is annotated as Yip3p. Lineage: Eukaryota; Fungi; Ascomycota; Saccharomycetes; Saccharomycetales; Saccharomycetaceae. Gene Ontology annotation, cellular component: Golgi apparatus. The coding region runs from base 1 to 477 and encodes 158 amino acids. The record is from RefSeq and is a predicted model, not a curated record. The transcript has a single exon.